UCCCGAGGAGCAGGGCUGUUCCCUGUUGCAGCCAUUCCCAGCUGCAAUAUUCCCAAUAUUCCCAGGAUUCCCGCAGGAUCCCGAGGAGCAGGGCUGUUCCCUGUUGCAGCCAUUCCCAGCUGCAAUAUUCCCAAUAUUCCCAAUGUUCCCAGGAUUCCCGCAGGAUCCCGAGGAGCAGGGCUGUUCCCUGUUGCAGCGGGCCGUGGCGGUGCUGCACAGCUCCUCCCUGCACUCCGGCUCCCAGCACGGCUUCCAGUACAGCAGCGCCAUCCUGGUGGAAAAUGAGCUUUUCCUGAGCGAGCUCCGAGCUUUCGCGCGAGCCAAGGCGGCUGCGGGAUACAGCCAGGAGGAGCUGCAGGAGACCUUCGCCUUCCUGCUCUUUGACAAGGAGGAGGAGGCGCAGCGGGUGUGUCAGAGCGGGCUCCGCGUCAACAGCAGCAACAUCUCCACCCUGGGGGACCCUGCCAAAGGGGUUUAUAUUUCCAAAUAUUCCGACUUCCUCCACCCCAGCCCUUGGCACCACGGCAAAUCAGGAUUUAUUGUCAUCUGUAAACUCAUCAAGUACUACGUGUACGAGGUCAGCGGGGCGGGAGCUGCCGAGCGGCCGCGCCAGGUGUGUCCGUACGUGCUGCUGGCCUGCCAGUACCGCCCGCCCCGGGAGAUGCCGGCGCCGGCCCCGCAGCGCCCAGCAGAGCGGAACCACCAAGAGCCGCGGUCGCUGCCGGCGGCGCCGUGCCCGUGGCGGGGCCAGCUGUGCAUCGGGGGCCGGCGCCUGUGCACCAUCGGCCUGAGGAGCCAGCACAGCGCGGGCAGCGUGCCCGCCCAGCUACCUCCCAGCCUGGACAUCAAACACGUCAUGGGAUUGUCUGACUUGAAGAAAAAACUGCCAGAAGCUGCAUUUGGGAAAAAAAAUUACACUAGGAAUGAAGUCUGCUUUCAGGGUGUUUACUCCAGUCUCUACGAGGUGGAAAUAUCCAAUAAGGAUCAAUCCAAAAUGGAUCAGCUGGUGGAAAACCUGAAGGAGAAGGACUUGGCGAUCAUCAAAUAUUUACAGGACCAAGGAGUUCUCAUCCUGCUCACGUCCUCAGCCUUGGCACGGGAGGAUGGCCUGGAGCCCAAGGAGCCCGUCAGCCUGCUGGCCCUGUUCCUGUUCAGCUCCCCCCGGGCCCUGAGCCCCCGAGAGGAACAGCAGGACCCACAGCAUAGGAAGGAGGGCAGUGCCAGGAGUGCCAUCUCCCUAAAAAUCGCCUCCGUCCUGCCGGGACUCCGCUACGCCUUACGGAAAGCAGCCAGCUCCUCCUGGAAUGCCACGGGCAGCCCCCGCAUCCAGGAGCACCUCCAGGAAUAUGCAAAACUCCAGGAAACCUCUCAGGCCAGCCCUGGCCAGAGCGGGGACGUUCCCGUGGCUGCUGUCCCCUCCCCGUGCCGGGAUGGGGAUGCUCACCCUUCCCGGGAGCUCUCGGAGCGAUCCCUGGCCCAGCUGCGGCGUUACCUCUCCGACCCCAGCAGCUUCACCCUGGGAAUCUCAGCGGCCCUGCAGUGUCUCAGUGGGGCUGGCAGGAAUGUGGGAGCCGAUCCUGGGAAUUCCUCCUCUUCCUCAGCGCCCCCAAACCCCGCUCCUUCCACCAGAGCAGCGGGAAUAACGCGGGAUAAGAGAGAGCUUCCCGCUCCCGCUCCGGAGAGAUUCCCUAAAAGUGUCACCUCUCCCACCAAGCCCUGGGGCCGGGAGAUCAGGAGGAAAUCCAGCAGGAUCCUUGGGAAAAAUGUGUCACCCCUCAAGGCACAAACACAGCCUGGGGAGAACAACAGCAGGAGCAGGGAAGCAGCCAAGAAAAAAACCAACGUCGCUUCCUCCUGUCCCAAAAAACCGGGAUCCACGGGCACUUCCAACGAGCCCAUGCUGAAACUGGCCAAUUUGCAGUUGCCACACGGAAGGAAAAGAGGUGCAGAGGUCCUGGCUGCAGAAAUUGUCCACAAACCGCAGUGUGAAAGUGCUGAGGAGGAAAGUUCAGCUCCCAAUGGUCCUGCUGUGGAGGCAAAGAGGCCAAAAACCCUGGAAAACCUGGACUCGAAGAAGGUUCCUGUCACUGAGAGUGCCACAAAGCCAGGGAAAAGCAAAAUGCAGAAAAACGUGGAAAAAGGAGCAGCAAAAGCUCCGGAGAAGCAGCAGGAAGAGAGUGAGCCGAAGGAGCCGCUCCCGGAGCUCCCGAGCGAAGCCUCAUCCCAACCCCCCGGAGCAGAAAUCCCAGGGAAUGUUCAUCCCGUGGCAAGUCCCAGCGUUGCCUUUGCCCUGCCAGGGGACAACAGCGACUCCCACGCCCUGAACCUGCUGGCUGACCUGGCCCUGGGCUCCUGCAUUCCUGCCUUUAUUCCCAAAGAUUCUGGGACCGUCCCCGUGGAAUCUGGGGAUUCCUGGGAGCAGCAGAGCCCUUCCGACCCCAAAUCCCUGCGCGUGGCUUCCGACCACAAAUACCACAGGGCAGACAAGCAGGGCAAAAAACCCACCUCCAGCAAGGUGUCCCUGACCCAGCCGCUUCCCGAAAAAACAGAUUCCAGCCAGCCGGCCUCUCCUCCCAGGGAAAAAACCUCUGGAAUUUUCGGCAGGAGCGGCGGGGUUCCUGCCCCCGCCGUAUUCCAGGUGUUUCCUCCCCGCCAAGCUCCGCAAGCCUCCGAGGUGAACGCGCACUCCAUCAUCUCAGCCGAGCACUCCUACGCCUCCCCCAUGCCCGAGGAUCCCAAAGCACCCCCAGAUCCCAAAGGGAAUCCCGCUGCCGGCCCCAGGAGCGCUCCAGGAGCUCCCUUGGUUGGGAAGGUGCUGCCGUUCCGGCACCAGCAGAGCAGCGCCGAGCCCGCCCGGAGCCAGAGGUGUCCCAGGAAAAAGGAGGAUUUCUCCAAGAGCCACACGGUGAAUCUCUGCGGGAAUUCCAUGAAGGUCACGUGCCGUUGGGAAGAGGAGUAUCUCUUCCACCUGGACAGCAGGUACACCAAUGAUUCCCUGGAGAAAACCGUCAUCCGUGCCCUGCAUGGGCCCUGGGAUCCCGAUCUUCCCGACGAUGUGGAAGGGAUGAAGCUGAUCCUGCACAUGUGGGUGGCUCUGUUCUACAGGAAGCCCAGCAAGCUCCUGAGCAGCUCCAGGAAGGUGGUGGAGCACAGCAAUCCCAGGAAAUUCGUCUCCAUCAACAGCUCCGGUGGCUUCCUGGAGCUCAGCGACGACAGCCAGGACUGCUUCGGCUUCGAGACGUGUCCUGCAGACUCCGGCUCGGAUCCUGACCAGACUCCCAGCAGCUCCCUGGAUCCCAGCACCCCUUCCCAGGGCGCUCCCCAGCCCGAGAAGAGCCCCGCCGACUCCCAGACGGACGCGGACGGAGCUGCCGGAGCUGUGGACAGCACCGUGUCCUCCUCCUCGGGGGAGCUGCCCUGCGGGGAGGAGGAGGAGGAGCCUUCCUCCACCAGCUGUCCCGAGAGCCUUUCCCUGCAGGAUCAUUCCAGGGAAAAGCUGGAUGUGGCCGGCGGGGAGCCGGAGGGCGUUCCUGAGGAGAGCGCGCGCCACGUCUCGAGCGUCACCGCGGAGGAGCCAGCCGAGGAGGACUUGCUGGAUGCCAGGAUCACCCCCAGCCCUCCCGAGGAGCUCGGCUGUCCCAGCAAAUCCCCAGAUGCGCCGGGCACGGAAAACCCCGGGAGCCAAACCCCAAACUGCAGCCGAGCUCCAUGGACAGACCCCCCCUGUGCACCUCAGGACAACGGGGAGCAGCAGCAGCAAAAGCAGCAGGAAGCAGGCUCAGGGAGUGGCCCCGGCCCUCCCGAGGAUGAGGAGGGAACGGGAUGCUCUGGGCAUUCCCUGGAAGUUGAGGAUGGCGCUGAUCCGCAGCCUGCCUGUGAUUCCGUGCCCUUGGAAGCGGCUCCUGGGAGCGCAGAGCCUGGGGGAGCCACUGAGCAAGGGGAGGAAUGCCAGGAGCCCCCGGAGCACUCAGAGGAGAGGGAGGUGGAGGAGGAGAAGAAAGAGGACGAGGAGUUGGAGGACGAAAGCUCCUUUGUGGACCCCGUGGAUUUGGUGCUGUCCGAGAGCAGCGAUGCCGAGAUGGAAUGCGAGCAUGGCGAGCAGAAUCCAGGGAAUUCGGCGUCUCCAGAGGAGUUUGGUGUUCCUGAAGAGGACCCCGCGCUCAGCCCCACGCCCCUGGCACCCCCCUGCCCCGACAGAUCCUCCCCAGCGCCCUCAGAUGGGGCUGGGACUGACCCUGGAGGCUUUCCUGAGGAGAUGUCACCAAACCAGGAGGAGCUCCCGGAUCCCUGGGACGCUCCGGGCACGCCGGAAUCAGAGACAAGCGGGGUUGGAGUGGCCAGUCCGGCCGAGGUGGGGUCACCCCACAGUGACAGCGGGGAGCUGCCAGUCCCCCCUGAGCCCAGCCUUGUCCGUGGGGCGCAGCCCGACAGCGUGACGGACAGCCCGGGAUCCGCCGGAGCCACGCUGGGGAACGGCUCCGAGCACAAAAACCGGGAUCGGGCCCCCUCUGGAGAACGGUGGGAGCCUGCUGGGAGCGCGGGGUCCCCCUGCAGACAGGGAAUGAGCCUGACCCUGUCCCCCGACACCAGCUCCGUCUGCCUGACCUCUCCCGAUGGCUCCGUGGAUCCCUGGGCUGCUCCGGAGGAUCAGCCCGUGGAGAGCGUCCAGUCACCGUCCCAGAGCGAGCUGGGGCGGAGCAGCUGCUUCUCCCAGCGUGGUGGGGAUGAGGCCGAGCCCGACCCCAAUUCCCUGGAUGCUGAGGAGCCCAACCAAGGCAGCAGCGGGGUUUUGGUGGGGGAGCAGCAGGGGAGCCCCUCUGGCAACGGCACAGAGGAGCUGGAUGAUCCCAUGGGAGCAGGAGAUGGCCGGGACUCCCCCUUUGACUACACAGACAUAGGAGGUGACUGCAGGGCUGAGGAGAGCGAGGAUGCGUUCCCUGGGACAGAGAAUUCCCCCGGGAAUGACACCACGAACAUGGAGAUGGCGGACAUCCCUCUCCACCGUCACCUCCUGGAAUCAGAGCCCUCCUCCUCCAUCAGGGAGGGCAUCUCAGCCAUACAGGAGCUCCCCUGGCAGCAGCAGAGCUUCCCAGACAUCCACGGGGACUCAGCUCCUGCUUCUCCUGGCGCCGGAGACUCCAAUCCCGGCAUUCCCGCCGUGCCGGGCCGGCGGGAGUCGGUGCUGUGCCGCCUCUGGAAGCCGUGCCGGGAAGGAGGAGCCACGCAGGUGAGCGUGGCUGCCUGGAGCCUGGAUGGCUCCUUGCAUCCCGGCUGUUCCCAAGGGCUGGUAGAAUCCCCAGCUCCGUGCUCCCCCAUGGAUGCGUCAGCAGAGUCGGGAUCUGCUCCUCCUUCUCCAUGUGACCCAUGGGAUGAUCCGGAGACUGCGGAGCCGGGCUCGCCUCUCCCUGAGGUGCUCCCUGGGGUGCUCUCUUCCACCCCAGACAGUGCCUGGUGGGCCGGGAGCUGUGGCAGCCCCAGGAGCAGCUCCAGGAGCCAUGGCAGCCCCAGGAGCAGCCCCAGGAGCCCCAGGAGCUGUGGUAGCCCUGGGAGCCCCUGGAGCCAUGGUAGCCCCAGGAGCCAAGGUAGUCCUAGGAGCCCCAGGAGCUGUGGCAUCCCCAGAUGCCAUGGUAGCCCCAGGAGCCAUGGUAGCCCCAGGAGCUGUGGGAGCCUCAGGAGCCCCAGGAGCUGUGGCAGCCCCAGGAGCUGUGGUAGCCCUGGGAGCCAUGUGAGCCUCAGGAGCCUUGGGAGCCAUGGCAGCCCCAGGAGCCGUGGUAGUCCCAGGAGCCCCAGGAGCUGUGGCAGCCCCAGAAGCCAUGGUAGCCAUGGUAGCCCCAGGAGCCAAGGUAGUCCUAGGAGCCCCAGGAGCUGUGGCAGCCCCAGAUGCCAUGGUAGCCCCAGAAGCUGUGGUAGUCCUGGCAGCCCCAGAAGCCGUGGGAGCCCUGGGAGCCAUGGUAGCCCCAGAAGCCACGGUAGCCCCCAGAGCCAGGCAGAGGGUGCCGGAGGCAGCCCUGGGGAGGAGCCCUUCCUGCCAGAGGACCUGGAAGGAGGCAGCAUUCCCAGUCCUGCACCUUUCCCAGCCCGGGAGUGUCCCCUGUGCGAGCCCUGGGAUGUGUGCGAGCACAACCCCGAAGGAUCCCAGCUGUUCCCCGAUCCUGACUGUGCCGGCGCUGAGGUGGGACAGGGGGAAAUUCCCGCUUCUCCCGUCCCGUGGGAUGAGCCUGGGGAUCCCUCUGGGGAACACCUGGAGUUCAGCGAUGCCGAGGAUGUUUCGGAUCUGCUGCCAAGGGAAGAGCAGCUCCCGAGCCAAGACACGCACGAGGGCUUGGCCUUGGAAGAUCCAUUGGAGAAUUCCUUUGGUGACUCAGACCAGGAAUAUUUUGAGGGGAAUUCUCGCUCCCCUCUUCCAAGCAGGAGUUCCUGCAUCAUGAGAUCCACGGAUGCUGCAGGAACAAGGACUACCUGGGACAGCUCCUCCAGGAGCUCCGCGCACACGGAGGAGCGCGGGGAGGCCCGGGACGGGGACAUCCGCAGGGAUUACGGGAGCUUUGUGGUCACCAGGCAGUGCCAGGAGAGGACGGAACAUUUCCAGCUUCCCAGGAGGCGCAGCCGCCGUGCCCGGGAGUCUCACCUGGCCCGCUCCCUGAUGGGGACCUGGAGGGGCUUGGAGGAAAUCACCCAGGCCACUUUAGACAUGGAGUGUCUCCGCUUCCAUUAUAAGCUAAAAGAAAUCCUGAGGAACGGCAAACCCUCCUUUUCUACCUCCAAAAGCAUCUUCCCGACGGACUUUCCUCCCCGCCACGCCCCCGUCCCGCUGUCCCCACGCAGCAGGAGCCCCUUGCAGGUGACGAUUCCCCCCUCGGACGCGUGGCCGGGCGGGGACGCUCGGGCCGCCAGGAGAGGCCGAUCCCGGGCGGGGAGCCGGGAUGCCGGGGCCGCCUGGCACCUGGGCAAGCUGCGGUACGAGCACGCCGCGCCCGAGCCGCGCGGGGCCGUGGCCGGCAUCCUGCGCGAGUACUCCGAGUUCCAGAGGGUGCUGCUGGCCCGGGCCGAGGCCGGGAGCGACGCCCCGGCGCCGGGGGAGGCCGGGAGCGGCCGGCCGGGGGCGGCCCGGCCCUGCGGGACGGCGGCGUUCCGGGGAAUGGUGGCGGAGCUGUGCGGGGCCCUGCGCUGGCACCUGCGGCGCGUGGCCGCCAGCGGGCAGCCCGGAAUGUUCUACCUGCUGGAGACUGGGAAGGAGCCCUUCUUCGACAGGGUGAAGGCCCUGCUGAAGGCGGAGGGGUUUGUGAGGACGGAGCCCCUGACCUUCUGCAGAGCCCAGCAGCGGGACAGCGAGCGCCUGCUGGUCAUCGUCCGGAACGAGGACAUCGCCUCCCACAUCCACAGUGUGCCGUGCCUGCUGGAGCUGAAGCGCUGUCCUGGCGUGGUGUUUGCCGGCGUGGACGAUCCCGAGGAGGUGACGGGGGACACGUUCCAGGAGCUCUUCCAGGCUGGAGGAUUCGUGGUGUCCGACGAGGAGCUGCUGGAAAGGGUGACCCUGGGCCAACUGAAGGAGGUGGUGAAGGUGCUGGAGAAGCUGAACCGGAGCGGGAGGUGGAAGUGGCUCCUGCACCACAGGGAGAGCAAGAAGCUCCGAGGAGACCUCAGGGACGACGCGGGUGCCCAGAAGAAGCAGCUGCUGCUGCGCUGGUGCCAGGGGGCAGAGCUGCUGGAGCUGCUGCCCUUCCACGGCUGCGACGCCGCGCCCGAGUCCCGGCGCGCCCAGUGCCUGCCGGAGCUGCAGGCGCAGCGCGUCCGCGCCCGCUUCGCCGUGUACCUCACAGAAAAUCCCAGCAGCAGCUGCAGGGAGAUCCUGGAAAGCAAAGGAAUUCUUGUGGCUGACAUCGACACCUUCCUCGGGACGGUGCAGAAAGUGGCUGCUCCCUUUAGAAGAAGCUACUGGUGA
Messenger RNA from Motacilla alba alba, 7942 nucleotides. RefSeq lists its product as uncharacterized. Gene Ontology annotation, biological process: negative regulation of gene expression, epigenetic. Gene Ontology annotation, cellular component: nucleoplasm. Bases 143 to 7942 code for a protein of 2599 amino acids. NCBI's taxonomy places the organism in Eukaryota, Metazoa, Chordata, Aves, Passeriformes, Motacillidae. The transcript has 21 exons. The record is from RefSeq and is a predicted model, not a curated record.